Trichoderma asperellum CBS 433.97 is the source of this 630-nucleotide messenger RNA. RefSeq lists its product as uncharacterized. Lineage: Eukaryota; Fungi; Ascomycota; Sordariomycetes; Hypocreales; Hypocreaceae. The record is from RefSeq and is a predicted model, not a curated record.
CCUAAAUACCAUAUCGCGCCCAACUUCUCCAUACCGCCAGUUGAGGCGGGAGGGCUCUUACAGUUGGGCUCCAUUAUCGCCAAUGUCAGUAGCGCAGACAAACCACCUGUUAACGAGGACUCCCAUGUACACAUUCUGCAAACCGAGCUAUUCUGCAGCCACCAAGGGGAUUUCACAGCGACAAAAUCGCGCAUGGAAAGCGGUGACUGCGGUGUGUGGGCGAAAUUUAUCGGUAGAGCUGGCCUCGGUGGCGAGCUGAGCUGGGGGACUGAAAGGUCUGCUGAGGAUGUCUACCGCUUUCGUAGCAUGGAUACUAUAUAUUUCAAACCAUCAGAGGCAUAUAUCAAGGAAAGUAUGGGGCGGUCAGAGGUACAAGACUACCUUGAUGGCUCUGGGACUAGUUACGUCUAUAUGGUCACUGGCCUAAAGACUGCCAGAGGUCCAUCAGUGAGGAUGCAUAAGAGCUUCAAGUCCAAGGUUUCAGUCGAGUUGGGCUUACACGAGCCAGGCGGGUUAACUAUGAAGGUUGGGCCCAAAUUCAAUACCUCCAAGAAUAUGAGGUGGGAGAAUAGCUUCCAAGACUCUACCGAUUUUAUUAUUGGCAUCCGCGUUAAUAAGCUCAUGUACAAG